AUGCGGUUCCUGUAUGGUGUGUCGACGGUCCUGGCGGCCUCGAUGCUACAGGGUGCCGCCGCCGCCGCCGCCCAACAGUCCAACGGGCUGUCAUUAACUGAUGCAAUCAGCCAGAUGCCCACAUGCGCCUUGUCGUGCUUAUUAAAAGUCGUCGGCGACACUGGCUGCAGCCCUACCGACAAGACUUGCAUCUGCAAGACCAACUACCACAAGAUUGAGACGAUUGCCUCACCAUGUAUCCUCAAAGCAUGCAGCUUCACAGACGCCCUGCAAGCCAGGAACCUAACCGCGCUGUCCUGCGACGCGCCCAUCCGCGACAAGACGAUGCGCUACAACGUCAUGGCCAUUGUCCUCGGCGUCAUCACCAACCUCCUCGUCAUCGUCCGCCUCAUCUUCAAGCGCUUCUUCAGCUACCGCCAGUCGCUCGGCUGGGACGACUACACUAUCAUCGCCGCCAUGCUCAUCGGCAUCCCCGCCACCAUCAUCAACGUCGUCGGCCUGACGGCCAACGGCAUGGGCCGCGACGUCUGGACCCUCACCCACGACGAGAUCAACCGCUUCGGCGCCUACUUCUACACCAUGGAGGUGCUCUACCUCGCCGAGAUUGCCUUUAUCAAGCUCAGCCUCUCCAUCUUUUACCUCUACAUCUUCCCGGGCGAGUGGACGCGCCGUCUCCUUUGGGCCACCGUCGUCUUCAACACGGCCUCGGGCAUCGCAUUCGUCGUCGCCGGCAUCGUGCAGUGCAUGCCCAUUGCCUUUUUCUGGUACCGCUACACCGACCCAAGCGCCGCGGGCCACUGCAUCGACAUCAACACGUUUGGAUGGAGCCACGCGGCCGUCAGCAUCGCCGUCGACGUGUGGCUGAUUGCCAUUCCGCUCAGCCAGCUGCGAAAGCUGCAGCUGCACUGGAAAAAGAAGAUUGGCGUGACUUUGAUGUUCUUGCUCGGUACUUUUGUUACCGUCGUGUCCAUUCUUCGCCUCCAGUCCCUCAUCUAUCUCGCCCGCUCCUUCAAUCCGACCUGGGACCAGUGGAUCGUGGCCUGGUGGUCGACUAUUGAAGUACAUGUGGGCAUGAUUUGCGCCUCUCUGCCUACACUCCGUCUCGUGCUGGUGCGGCUGUGCCCCCGAGUUUUCAGCACCAACAUCUCGCGUAACAAGUCGUUCACGGAGCGCAAUACACGGCCAAACAGCAGCACCUAUAUAAUGCAAAGCAAAGAAGUGACACUAUCAGAGAUUGAGAUUGAGCUAGGUGCUACGAGCAGCCCUGGAGCCAAACCUGUACCACCACCAAAAGACUACCCCGGGCCGCAGUCAUCUAAGCCAUACGUCCCACCCAAAGACUGGUGA
This is a messenger RNA of Akanthomyces muscarius, 1347 nucleotides long. RefSeq lists its product as uncharacterized. The record is from RefSeq and is a predicted model, not a curated record. The transcript has 5 exons. NCBI's taxonomy places the organism in Eukaryota, Fungi, Ascomycota, Sordariomycetes, Hypocreales, Cordycipitaceae. The coding region runs from base 1 to 1347 and encodes 448 amino acids.